Messenger RNA from Theobroma cacao (cacao), 1549 nucleotides. RefSeq lists its product as uncharacterized. Lineage: Eukaryota; Viridiplantae; Streptophyta; Magnoliopsida; Malvales; Malvaceae. The record is from RefSeq and is a predicted model, not a curated record.
AAUAAAAUAAUGAAAAGCAAAACCCUUCUUUCUUCUUGAACUAAAAAAAGAAAGUAAAACUUGCUGCUUUGAAAUGAGCUUGGACUCUGCUACUCAAGUAGUAAUGGAAGUGUAAGAAACAGCAAACUGAGGAGGAAAAUGCUUUGUAGCCGUGAGAUCUUCAGUUUUUUAGUGAGGAAAGAUGUGAGGAAGAUACUGAAGCGGAAGGACAGCGAUGCUGGCGAAAGAGGAAAAGCCCUGGAGGACUUGCGUGCUUCUCUGUUUAACAAAUUCCAUUCAUCUGAAAGUGCAAAGCGUCAACAGCAACGAAGUUGUGGCCCUGUUGCUGCUCUUACAUUUAACUUUAUGGUUGCAGUUGGUAUUAUUUUCAUGAAUAAAUGGGUACUUAAAAAUGUUGGGUUCCAGUUUCCAGUAUUUCUGACUUUUAUUCACUAUGCUGUCAGCUGGGCAUUGAUGGCCAUUUUGAAUUCUUUUUCUCUCCUCCCAGCAUCUCCACCCUCAAAGUCAACCCCUUUGUCUUUGUUUACUCUUGGCAUUGUCAUGUCAUUAUCUACUGGUCUUGCAAAUGUCAGCUUGAAAUACAACAGUGUGGGAUUUUAUCAGAUGGCUAAGAUUGCUGUUACGCCAUCUAUUGUCCUUGCAGAAUUUAUAUGGUAUAAGAAGAAAGUCACUUUCUCCAAGGUGAUUGCACUAACAGUUGUAUCUAUUGGUGUUGCAAUUGCUACGGUUACUGAUUUACAAUUCAGCCUCUUUGGAGCUUGUGUAGCAUUGGCAUGGAUAAUACCUAGUGCUGUCAAUAAAAUCCUUUGGUCCAACAUGCAGCAACAAGAGAAUUGGACAGCAUUGUCGUUAAUGUGGAAAACAACACCAAUCACUUUGCUUUUUCUGGUUUCUAUGAUUCCUUUCCUUGAUCCCCCUGGUGUGCUUGCCUUCCAUUGGAGCUUCAAUAAUACAUCAGCUAUCCUCAUGUCAGCUUUUCUUGGCUUCUUGCUUCAGUGGUCAGGAGCUUUGGCACUUGGGGCAACGUCUGCUAUUUCCCAUGUAGUUCUUGGACAAUUCAAAACUUGUGUUCUGUUUCUUGGAAGUUAUUACCUUUUCGGCUCAAAUCCAGGCACAACCAGUAUUUGUGGAGCGUUUGUAGCUAUUGGUGGCAUGUCCUUUUUCACAUACCUCAAUUUACAUGCUAAGCAGCAACCGUUGCCUUUGAAAGUUUCCUCCUCUUUGCCAAAGUCUAAGUUGAGUGAAAGCAAUGGGGAGAACCGGGAUGGAUUUGGAGCAGAAAGUGUUUAACAAAAAGAAUUUUCCAUGGAUACUACUUGGCAUGAGAUGCUAAAAGUCUAUUAACCUAAUGCUUUGCUUACAGAUUUUUUCGGAAUCUAAUCAUGUCAAUGUUCAUAGAGUAACGGAUUCAAGUAGAGUUGCAGCUUUUGACAAUAACCUUCCUUUAACAGCUGUUGUGCAAGAUGUAGCAAAGUGCUUUAUUAUUAUGUUUAUGGUUCAAGCAUUGUACAUAUAUGAUUGAUUUAAAUGAUUUUACACUUGCAAAAAA